Molecule: messenger RNA, 1777 nt
Organism: Anopheles bellator
Lineage: Eukaryota; Metazoa; Arthropoda; Insecta; Diptera; Culicidae
Gene: PIG-Q
Exons: 5
Coding region: 205-1758 (517 amino acids)
Biological process (GO): GPI anchor biosynthetic process
Cellular component (GO): endoplasmic reticulum; membrane
Source: RefSeq, a predicted model, not a curated record
GUGGGACCAUAUAUCCAUACAUGUGAUAGAAGAAAACGAAUCUGAAAUCUUGAAAACCCGCCAGAGUAAACCAAAUAACAAAACAGAGAAACAGAGUUUCAGUGUAACUGCAAAAACCGCAAGAAAAAAGCGUCUGCCACCUUCAACGCACCACCCACCGAACCGAACCCGUUUCUGGGUUCAAGUUGAUGGAACGGAUUAUCAAUGAACAUCAAAAUAUAUCUUUCCUCUAAGUUAAUCGAGAAGUGCGCGUUUUGUGAUUUGUAUGGUUUAGUCGAAGACCUGCGCGACGAAAUACGGUUUACCGUGCUUGCCAAUGUGCCACUUCCGGCCUACUGCGAACCGAUCGGAAAAAUAUGCAGUGUCAGCGACUACACAGAGUUUCGAGCCUCGCAGAAUGAUAGAACAUUGCGGGAACAGCUGGCCAGGGAAGACAACUUCCUUCGACUGGUUAUAUCCAAAAGUGGCCGCAUUAAGCAUGUGAUGGCCAAGGUUAAGGGCGUGACGAUCGAGUCACUAAAUAAGCUGCUUAUUAUCUACGACGAUCGGGGGUUUGAUAAUCUGGCCGAGAACGAUCUCAACGCCGCCGACUGCGAUAACGACAUUCUGCACUUGGCCCGGCUCAUUAAAGCAACCAAAGUGGAACCGGCGAGCGCAGGAGAGAAGCUACAAGCGCUAGCCGAGCUUGCCGCCAUAAGGUGGACGACCAGCUUGCUUCGUCCCUUCGGCAGAGCUUUAGGCUUUAUGUUUCGGAAAACGGCGCUCUAUUAUCACCUUAAGGAGUGGAGCGAAUGCAUCCAGCACAAAGGGGCUAACGCUGCUAAGUGGACACUCCUGAUGGACAUCAGUCUCGGUAUUGCUGUAUUGAGCCUUAUUCUUUGCUUCGGAAACCCCGGCACUAGAUUUAUGGAAUUCGCUGAGGUGGUCGUGGACAAUUUGUUGCGGUUGCUUCAAACGCUGCGAGGAAACCCGAUCGGAUUGAAGCUAAAUGGUUCGCUAAAUGAAUUUUUCUUCAGCUGCUUCAGCUAUCAAGUCGAUCUUUGGUGGAUGUUUCUAAUAAUACUUUCACCAGCGAUUCAAUUCCUGUUUAUACCGCUCUCGAUGCUGGGGCUUUUCGGGCUAUCGUUCCAGGCGGCCAUGCUUUCCGAUUUGAUAAUUUUGAUCAGUUUGCAUGCGCACUGCUUUUAUAUCUACGUAGCUGUGCUCUAUCGCAUCGAAGUAGGCGGAAUCGGAUCGCUCUGUCGUACGGUUUUGGGAAAGAAGCGAAACGUGCUGCGGGACCGUGUUGAAGUCCAUGAUUAUAUGAAUCGGCAACUUUUUCUUGCCACGCUGUCGUUCACCGUUCUGCUCUUCCUGCUGCCAACCAUUUUGUUUUACUACACAGUAUUCGCCUCGCUCCGCUUUGCGAUCUACUGCUUAUCAUACGGUUUAAUGACGCUGCGCCGCACGAUUCUACGCUUUCCGUUCGACGCAAUGAUCCGGUGGCUUCAAGGAAAGUAUACCAAUCUGGAUAGUUUGGAGAUAUACAACAUUGGGGCGAUAGCAAAGGAAAACGUGACGAUAACAUACGUGGCACCGCGUCCGGCCACGUUCUGGUUUCGGGACACGGGCAGCGACUUUCCGCGUUGGGUUCCCAGACAUCGAGCCAACAUUACAAUUGGUCAGUUUUUUUUUAGCCUUAUCAAGGGAGAACUAGUGGCAUUCAUACAGCCUGAUGAGUGGGCCGAUCGGCGACCCAUAUCCGAGGAGACGCUAUAAGUAACGGAUUUGUUAUUGA